UCCCUGUGCGCAUCCUCCUGCGGUGGCCACCCACGAUGGGGGGAGACGGCGAGUGAGGAGCCCCCGGCCCCCACAUGAACCCCUUCCCGGCAAGGUGGGAUUGGUGCCGGCACCGGCGGGGGACACACGCCAUGGCGCUGAGCCAGGAAGGAGCCUGAAGCCACCAGGAGUGGGAUGGGGUGGGGGGAUAUGGAGCCCCCCAACAGCAGUGUGGCCGGACGGUCGGACAUGUGCUUCGGGGUGUUCAACGCCAGUGACAGCCACGCCGGUGCGCAGAACAGCAUCACCUCGCCCUGGUUCUCCACUGCCUUCGGCCUCAUCGGCCUCUGCUCCAACCUCUUCGCCCUCUGCGUCCUGCUCAGCUCCUCCCGCAAGCUGUCCAGCCGGGCCCGCUCCUCCUUCCUCGUCUUCCUCUGCGGUCUGGUGGUCACGGACUUCAUGGGGCUGCUGGUGACGGCCUCAGUCAUCAUCCCCUACCACUUCAUCAAGUUCGCCUGGGCCGAGGUGGACCCCGGCUGCCAUCUCUGCAACUUCCUUGGCUUCUCCAUGGUCUUCUUCGGGCAGUGCCCGUUGCUGCUGGGGGCCACCAUGGCCGGCGAGAGGUUCUUUGGCAUCAACCACCCCUUCUCCCGCUCCACCAGCAUCUCCAAGCGCCGCGCCUGGUCCAUCGUGGGGCUGGUGUGGGGCUUCUCCUGCCUGCUGGGGCUGCUGCCGGUGCUGGGGCUGGGGCGGUACACGCUGCAGUACCCCGGCUCCUGGUGCUUCCUCACCCUCCUGCCCGACACCGGCGACGUUGUCUUCUGCCUGCUCUUCGCCCUGCUGGGCAUCUUGUCGGUGCUGCUCUCCUUCAUCUUCAACACGGUCAGCGUGGUGACGCUCUGCCGUGUCUACCAUGACCGGGAGUCGGUGCAGCGGCGCCGGGACAGCGAGGUGGAGAUGAUGGUGCAGCUCGUGGGCAUCAUGAUCAUCGCCACCAUCUGCUGGAUGCCCCUCCUGAUCUUCAUCAUCCAGACAGUCCUGCAGCAGCUGCCGACCAGCGGCCGGAUCCAGAUGCUGCCGACGGAGACGCAGAAGAUGCUGCUCAUCUACAUCCGCAUGGUCACCUGGAACCAGAUCCUGGACCCCUGGGUCUACAUCCUCUUCCGACGGGCCGUGCUGCAGCGCGUCUACCCCAGCCUGCGCCCCCGGCCCUCCAUCCUCUCCCUCUACCCCGUCCUCAACCCCUCCCUGCGCCGCAAGCUCACCGCCGACUCCGUCCUGCAGUAGUGGCCCCCCGGGACAGGCACCGAGUCAGGGGGGGACAAGCCAUCCCCCCAUCCCACCCCAGCCCGGUUAAUUAAUUGUCCCCCAUCAC
This is a messenger RNA of Gavia stellata (red-throated loon), 1354 nucleotides long. RefSeq names its product thromboxane A2 receptor (gene TBXA2R). NCBI's taxonomy places the organism in Eukaryota, Metazoa, Chordata, Aves, Gaviiformes, Gaviidae. The transcript is spliced from 3 exons. The record is from RefSeq and is a predicted model, not a curated record. Gene Ontology annotation, cellular component: plasma membrane. Gene Ontology annotation, biological process: positive regulation of cytosolic calcium ion concentration; adenylate cyclase-activating G protein-coupled receptor signaling pathway; positive regulation of blood pressure. Gene Ontology annotation, molecular function: thromboxane A2 receptor activity. Bases 175 to 1266 code for a protein of 363 amino acids.